AUAGACCUAUAAUUUAAAGUCUAUAUAAACAUCUCUUAGAGCCCAAAGAGUAUCCAAGAUUUCUGUCUAUUAACACCUAAGUCUACCUUCUAGUUUGGAAAAGGAAAGGGAAGAAAAAUAUGGGGGAAAGAGGAAUGGGGUCAGUGUUAAUGGUCUGUUUGGUGUUGGGUCUUCUAAUAGGACAAUCCACAGCUUCUUUCCCAAGCUGCUACAAGGGUUGCUUCGUUUGGUGUGUUAAUAACCUAGGAAAUUCAGCAUUUUCUUGCGCUCUCAAGUGCCUCAAGAAAUGUGUCCUUCAGACCUCUCCUGUUGGCAAUAUCCAAGACACCCAAUACUUCUGCAAGCUUGGUUGUUCUACUUCCUUGUGCACAAGUCUCAGCUCCAAACAAGAUCCUAGUGAAGGAAAAGUUGAAAGUUGCGUUGAUUCUUGCUCAGAGACAUGCGCCACCAAGAACUAA
Molecule: messenger RNA, 458 nt
Organism: Durio zibethinus
Lineage: Eukaryota; Viridiplantae; Streptophyta; Magnoliopsida; Malvales; Malvaceae
Source: RefSeq, a predicted model, not a curated record